CGAACCGAUAUCAGGAUGAUGGCACCCAUGAUGGAUCCCUUGAUGCAGGAAAAGCAAUUACAACAGGAAUUAAUCCUGAUUCAACAUCAGCAGCAGAUUCAGAAACAGCUUUUGAUAGCAGAAUUUCAGAAACAGCAUGAGAACCUGACACGACAGCACCAAGCACAGAUUCAAGAGCACAUAAAGUUACAAAAGGAACUCUUAGCCAUUAAGCAUCAACAGGAACUUCUUGAAAAAGAACAGAAACUUGAACAGCAGAGGCAAGAACAGGAAUUAGAGAGACAUCGCAGGGAGCAACGUCCACCAAUCAAAAGCCGAGAAAGAAGCCGAGAAAGAGCAGUCGCCAGUCCUGAAGUGAAGCAAAAACUUCAAGAGUUCCUGCUGAGUAAAUCAGUAGCAAAAGAUUCGCUCUCUAAUGGAAAGAAUCAUUCCACUAGCCGGCGCCCCAAGCUCUGGCACACGGCUGCCCAUCAUACCUCAUUGGAUCAAGCUUCUCCUCCCCUUUGUGGGACAUCUCCUUCAUAUAAAUACACAUUGCCAGGGGCAAAAGAUGUCAAAGAUGACUUUCCACUCCGCAAAACUGCCUCCGAACCCAAUUUGAAAGUUCGCUCCAAGUUAAAACAAAAAGUAACAGAAAGAAGAAGAAGCCCUUUACUCAGAAGGAAGGAUGGAACAGUGGUCUGCUCAUUCAAGAAAAGAUUAUUUGAGAUGACAGAAUCAUCAGUUGGUAGCAGUUGUCCAGGAUCAGGUCCUAGUUCACCAUGUAAUGGUCCUACAAGAAAUACAGAAAAUGAAACAUCAGUAUUGCCAUUGAAUUCCCAAGCUGAGGAUAUGGUUCCACAACAUUGCAUUCUCAUCAAUGAAGAAUCAAUGAACCUUUUGAAUAUCUAUGCAUCUCCUUCUUUACCUAACAUCACUUUAGGACUCCCGGCAGUACAACCAACACUCACAGUAAGUGACUGGGUUAGGAAAAAACAAAAGAAUGAGAUGCAGUUAAUCAAGCAAGGAGUGGCCAUGUCUAGUCAGCCCAGGGGGACUAUCAGUUCACUUUCAAGUCCUCAGUCCAUUGUUCCAGAGGGAAAACCAAACUAUAGCCAUCAGGCUAUCUUGCAACAUUUGCUAUUGAAGGAGAAAAUGAGGCAGCAAAAACUUCUACCCACAGGUACAGGGCCUCUUCAUCCACAGUCACCAUUGGCAACAAACGAAAGAAUCUCACCUAGCCUAAGAGCUGCACAUAAGUUACCUCGACACAGGCCACUGAACAGAACCCAGUCUGCUCCCCUCCCUCAAAGCACUUUGGCUCAACUUGUCAUUCAACAUCAGCAUCAGCAGUUUCUGGAGAAGCAGAAACAGUAUCAGCAGCAAAUUCACAUGAACAAAAUGCUUUCUAAGUCCAUAGAACAAUUAAAACAACCUGGCAGUUUGGAAGAAGCUGAGGAAGAAUUGCAAGGAGAGCAUUUGAUGCAGGAAGAAGGAACUGCCCCUGUUGAUGUCAGCAUUAGGGAUGACAGCAGUAACAUUUCUUUGCAAAACAAGUUGGGACAAUCUUUUGGAGCUGUGAAGGUGAAAAAGGAACCAAAGGACAGUGAUGACGAUAUUCAAAAUCAGCAAAUGGAAUCUGGGGAGCAGUCUGCUUUUAUGCAACAGGUAAUAGGCACAGAUUUAGCUCCAGAUUUUAUCAUUAAAGUGAUUAUUCAGGUCCUGAAGCAACAGCAGUUACAGCAAUUGCAAGUGUACCAGGGUCAGACGGCUACAAUUGGCAUGGUGCAUUUAGAUGAGCACCAGCCUAGUGCCAGGACACAGACUUCCUUGACAACUUGUGUAUUAUCUCACCCAACCAUGGAUCAGCCUAUUCAACAAACCUCCAUGACGGGUGUUGCAUAUGACACACUAAUGUUGAAGCACCAGUGUUUAUGUGGCAAUUAUACCAACCACCCUGAGCAUGCUGGAAGAAUACAAAGCAUUUGGUCAAGAUUGCAGGAAUGUGGGCUGCUAAACAAGUGUGAGCGGAUUCGAGGUCGAAAAGCCAGUUUGGAAGAAAUACAGCUGGUUCACUCCGAACAUCAUUCACUGCUCUAUGGCACCAGUCCCCUGAACAGACAGAAGCUGGACCCCAGGAAAAUCCUAGGCAGUACACCUCACAAGUCUUUUUCAUUGCUGCCCUGUGGGGGUCUUGGUGUGGACAGUGACACCAUUUGGAAUGAGCUGCAUUCGUCCGGUGCUGCACGCAUGGCUGUUGGCUGUGUCAUCGAAUUGGCUUCCAAAGUAGUCUCAGGAGAGCUGAAGAACGGUUUUGCUAUUGUGAGGCCCCCAGGCCAUCAUGCUGAAGAAUCAACAGCCAUGGGGUUCUGCUUUUUUAAUUCGGUUGCAAUUACAGCCAAAUACUUGCGAGACAAGCUAAAUAUAGGCAAGAUAUUGAUUGUAGAUCUGGAUGUUCACCAUGGCAACGGUACACAGCAGGCUUUUUAUUCUGACCCCAGCAUCCUGUAUGUCUCUCUGCAUCGCUAUGAUGAAGGCAACUUCUUCCCUGGCAGCGGAGCCCCAAAUGAGGUUGGAAGUGGCCCUGGUGAAGGUUAUAAUAUAAAUAUUGCUUGGACAGGUGGCCUAGAUCCCCCCAUGGGAGAUGUGGAGUACCUCACAGCAUUCAGGACAGUGAUUAUGCCAAUCACUUCUGAGUUCAACCCUGACUUUGUAUUAGUAUCAGCUGGCUUUGAUGCUGUGGAAGGACAUGAACCUCCUCUGGGCGGGUACAAAGUGACAGCUCAAUGUUUUGGUCACCUCAUCAAACAGUUGUUGACACUGGCAGGUGGUCGCAUGGUGCUAGCCCUGGAGGGAGGACAUGAUCUUACUGCCAUCUGUGAUGCAUCAGAAGCUUGUUUAAAUGUUUUACUGGGAAACGAGUUGGAACCCAUCUCUGAAGACAUCCUUCAUCAAACACCUAAUGUGAAUGCAAUAGUUUCUUUGCAAAAAUCUACUGCAAUUCAUAGGAAGUACUGGAAGUCUGUGAAGCCUUAUAUCAUGCCAGUUAGCUGUAAGUUGGCUGAAACUCAAGAGAGAGAGGAGACAGAGGCAGUCUCAGCCAUGGCCUUACUUUCAGUGGAUGUUGAGCAGUCUUUUCUAAAAGGACAUGGCAGGUAAGUCCAAAAUC
Molecule: messenger RNA, 3148 nt
Organism: Protobothrops mucrosquamatus (brown spotted pit viper)
Lineage: Eukaryota; Metazoa; Chordata; Lepidosauria; Squamata; Viperidae
Gene: HDAC9
Product: histone deacetylase 9
Exons: 23
Coding region: 16-3138 (1040 amino acids)
Biological process (GO): negative regulation of transcription by RNA polymerase II; chromatin organization
Cellular component (GO): histone deacetylase complex
Molecular function (GO): histone deacetylase activity
Source: RefSeq, a predicted model, not a curated record